Hevea brasiliensis (rubber tree) is the source of this 471-nucleotide messenger RNA. RefSeq lists its product as uncharacterized. Bases 1 to 471 code for a protein of 156 amino acids. The transcript has a single exon. NCBI's taxonomy places the organism in Eukaryota, Viridiplantae, Streptophyta, Magnoliopsida, Malpighiales, Euphorbiaceae. The record is from RefSeq and is a predicted model, not a curated record.
AUGCCAUCCUAUGCAAAGUUCCUAAAUGAGAUCCUCUCAAACAAAAGAAUACUAGAUGACUAUGAGACAGUAGCUCUCACAGAGGAAUGCAAUGCCAUAUUACAAAACAAGCUACUUUCAAAGCUCAAAGACCCUAGAAGUUUUUCCAUACAUUGUCUAAUUUGCAACAUGAAUAUCAACAAAGCUCUUUGUGACUUAGGAGCAAGUGUCAAUUUGAUGCCCCUUUCUAUCUAUCAGAAGCUGAAUGUUGGAGAGCUAAAGCUGAUUGCAAUCUUAUUACAAUUGGCAGAUAGAUCUGUCAAAUAUCCAAUAGGCAUCCUAGAGAACAUCCCUAUAAAAGUUGGAAAAUUCUUUAUACCAGUCAACUUUGUUGUUCUAAAAAUGAAGGAAGAUGUUCAGAUUCCCAUAAUCUUAGGAAGGCCUUUAUUAGCAACUUUGGAGCAAUCACUGAUGUUAAAAAUGGGCGGUUAA